AUGUACAUUAGCGAUAAAGGACACAUUCCUUUAAGGAAAGAUAAACACCUCACAGGUACUGCUCGUUAUGCUAGUUUGAAUAAUCACAAAGGAUAUGAACAAUCAAGAAGAGACGAUUUGGAAUCACUGGGAUAUGUAUUAUUGUAUUUCCUCCGAGGAACACUUCCAUGGCAAGGUUUGACAGGAAAGACUAAAGAAGAUCACUAUAACAAUAUUUAUAACAAGAAGAAGAAUAUCAAGGUUGUUUCUCUUUGUAAGGGUUUACCUAUUGAGUUUGCUACUUAUUUGAAUUAUACCAGAGGUUUGAAGUUUUUCCAAGAACCUGACUAUUUGUAUCUGAGGAAUUUAUUCCUUAAUUUAUUCGUGAGAGAAAGAUACUCAUUGGAUUAUGAAUGGGAUUGGAUAGUUCAAGAACGAAAGCAACGCACGGAACAACAAUCACAACAAAGAUAA
Naegleria gruberi is the source of this 453-nucleotide messenger RNA. RefSeq lists its product as uncharacterized. The transcript has a single exon. Gene Ontology annotation, biological process: signal transduction; endocytosis; peptidyl-serine phosphorylation. Gene Ontology annotation, molecular function: protein serine/threonine kinase activity. Gene Ontology annotation, cellular component: cytoplasm; nucleus. NCBI's taxonomy places the organism in Eukaryota, Heterolobosea, Eutetramitea, Acrasida, Naegleriidae. The coding region runs from base 1 to 453 and encodes 150 amino acids. The record is from RefSeq and is a predicted model, not a curated record.